AUGGCGAACAAGACCUUGAAAAGGGUGAAAGAGGCUGUGGUUCUCAAGUCCGAUGAGUCGCGACAUGAAGAGGUCAGCGCCUGGUCCAAUCGAGACCUGAUUCCGUUGCCGCCUUCUCGCCGCACCUGGGGUUGGUUUAACUUCUUCGGUUCCUGGUCUUUGUCGUCGCUCAACGUCGCAACAUGGCAGACGCCGAACACGUUUCUCACGCAAGGAAUGUCGGUGGGCCAAGCGAUGGGUGUCAUCGUCGUCUCUCGAGCGCUGUGCUGCUUGUUUGCGGUUCUCGUUGCAUGGUGUGGCUUGACAUGGCACAUUGGCUUCACCGUACAGAACCGUUUCACCUGGGGAUUUCGAGCGAGUUAUAUCCCUCUGCUUCAGCGCAUUCUACUUAACUUCAUCUGGAAUGCCCUUCAGUGUUGGAAUGGUGGUAAACUGGUUACCGUUUGUAUCACCGCCAUCUGGCCCUCAUUCGCGAAGAUUCCCAACACUCUCAGCGCCAGCACCCCGACGACGACAUACGAACUCAUCGGAUUCAUCGUCUUCUGGGUAGUCUCUAUCCCGUUCCUCUUCAUUCGACCGGAGCGAUUCAAGAAACCCUUCUUUGUCUCGUCCGUCGCUUGUGGUGUUGGCAUGGUCGCCUUGCUUAUCUGGUCUUUGGUCGUCGCCAAGGGUGUCGGUCCCAUCUUUUACCAAGGCGAGAAGGUAUCGUCGGGCUCACGAUGGAGCAUCUCAUGGCUGAUGAUGGCGGGUAUCAACCAAGCCAUCGGCCAGAAAGCAGCGGGCAUGACGAACAGCAGCGACUUUUCUCGCUAUGCGAAGAACAAGAAGGACUACAUCAUUGGUACUGUCUCUGUCUACUGGAUCACCGGCGUGUUCGUCUGUCUUGGUGGAUUAGUUACGACUGCCGCAUGCCAGAAGAUCUAUGGAAGCAUCUACUGGAACCCCCCUGACCUUUUGAUGGUCAUGAUGGACCAUGGCGAAGGUUCAUCGGCCUCUCGCGCAGCCGUCUUCUUCCUCGCUCUCGCAUUUGCAUUCACCUCCAUGUUCGAAAACGUCUGCUCCAACGCCGUCGCCGGAGGAAUCGACCUCGCUGGCCUCUUCCCCCGCUACAUCGACAUCCGUCGCGGCGCCCUCAUCACCUUCUUCGCCGCGUGGAUCAUCCAGCCCUGGCAGCUGAUCAACCAGGCCGCCACGUUCGUCGCGGUGCUCAACUCAUUCGCCGUGUUUCUCGCCCCGAUCAUGGGCGUCAUGGUCUGCGAUUACUUCUUCCUGCGCCACCAGAAGGUCAAGCUGUCGCACCUGUUCCACCCCGAAGGCUCGGACUACUGGUUCUGGCACGGCAUCAACUGGCGCGUGAUCCCGUGCUGGAUCGCGGGAUGGGCACCCACGAUUGGCGGCCUGAUUGUUAGCGCGAGGAAGGACGAGAAUGCCCCCGACGCCAUAUACGAGUUGUAUUACAUUGCGUUUUUCGUCGGCUUUUUCAUCUCUUUUGUGCUGUUCUAUCUGGCCAAUCUCGUGUUCCCGUUACAGCAUCUUGGCGAAAUCGACGACGAGGACAAGUACGGUACUUUUACCGCCAGCGAGGCAGCCAAGCUUGGUGUUAUACCAACGGACUCCGCAGCUACUUCUGGUUUCACUAAGGUGGAGGGUAUUGAGCCUCAAGUCAAUGAGGUCUCAGACGGCGGUUCAGCUAGGGAGAAAUAG
Molecule: messenger RNA, 1704 nt
Organism: Colletotrichum karsti
Lineage: Eukaryota; Fungi; Ascomycota; Sordariomycetes; Glomerellales; Glomerellaceae
Product: NCS1 nucleoside transporter
Exons: 5
Coding region: 1-1704 (567 amino acids)
Biological process (GO): nucleobase transport; transmembrane transport
Cellular component (GO): plasma membrane
Molecular function (GO): nucleobase transmembrane transporter activity
Source: RefSeq, a predicted model, not a curated record